This is a messenger RNA of Loxodonta africana (African savanna elephant), 3075 nucleotides long. RefSeq names its product kinesin family member 17 (gene KIF17). Lineage: Eukaryota; Metazoa; Chordata; Mammalia; Proboscidea; Elephantidae. Gene Ontology annotation, cellular component: microtubule associated complex. The coding region runs from base 1 to 3075 and encodes 1024 amino acids. The record is from RefSeq and is a predicted model, not a curated record. The transcript has 15 exons. Gene Ontology annotation, molecular function: microtubule motor activity; ATP binding; microtubule binding. Gene Ontology annotation, biological process: microtubule-based movement; spindle elongation; mitotic spindle organization.
AUGGCCUCCGAGUCGGUGAAGGUGGUGGUGCGCUGCCGCCCCAUGAACCAGCGGGAGCGGGAGCUGAACUGCCAGCCCGUGGUGACGGUGGACUGCGCGCGCGGCCAGUGCUUCAUCCAGAACCCGGCCGCCGCCGACGAGCCUCCCAAACAGUUCACCUUCGACGGUGCCUACUACGUGGACCACUUCACCGAGCAGAUCUACAACGAGAUCGCCUACCCGCUGGUGGAGGGUGUCACUGAGGGCUACAAUGGCACCAUCUUUGCCUACGGCCAGACCGGCAGCGGGAAGUCCUUCACCAUGCAGGGCCUGCCAGACCCUUCCUGCCAGAGGGGCAUCAUUCCCAGGGCCUUCGAGCACAUUUUUGAGAGCGUCCAGUGUGCAGAGAACACCAAGUUCCUGGUCCGGGCCUCCUACCUGGAGAUCUACAAUGAAGAUGUUCGUGACCUGCUGGGAGCUGACACCAAGCAGAAGCUGGAGCUGAAGGAGCACCCCGAGAAGGGCGUGUACGUGAAGGGGCUGUCGAUGCACACGGUGCACAGCGUGGCCCAGUGUGAGCGCAUCAUGGAGACGGGCUGGAAGAACCGCUCAGUUGGCUACACCCUGAUGAACAAGGACUCCUCCCGUUCACACUCCAUCUUCACCAUCAGCAUUGAGAUCUAUGCUGUGGAUGAGCGAGGCAAGGACCACCUCCGGGCAGGCAAGCUGAACCUGGUGGACCUGGCGGGCAGCGAACGGCAGUCUAAGACGGGCGCCACAGGGGAGCGGCUCAAGGAGGCCACCAAGAUCAACCUGUCACUGUCAGCACUGGGCAACGUCAUUUCGGCCCUGGUGGACGGGCGCUGCAAGCACAUACCCUACCGGGACUCGAAGUUGACACGGCUACUGCAGGACUCACUGGGAGGCAACACCAAGACCCUGAUGGUGGCCUGCCUGUCACCUGCCGACAACAACUACGACGAGACGCUCAGCACGCUGCGCUACGCCAACCGAGCCAAGAACAUCAAGAACAAGCCACGCAUCAAUGAGGACCCCAAGGAUGCUCUUCUGCGAGAGUACCAGGAGGAGAUCAAGAAGCUCAAGGCUAUUCUGGCCCAGCAGAUGAGCCCCAGCAGCCUGUCAGCCCUGCUGUCCAACCAGAUGCCCCUAAGCCCUGUCCAGUUUGAGGAGAAGCCACUGCCCCCACCCGUGAUCCAGCACGACACAGAGGCAGAGAAGCAGCUGAUCCGGGAGGAGUAUGAGGAGCGCCUGGCCAGGCUGAAGGCCGACUAUGAGGCAGAGCAGGAGUCUCGGGCCCGGCUGGAGGAGGACAUCACUGCCAUGCGCAACUCUUACGAUGUGAAGCUGUCCACGCUGGAGGAGAACCUGCGGAAGGAGACAGAGGCCAUCCUGAAGGCAGAAGUCCUCUACAAGGCUGAGGUCAUGUCCAGGGCUGAGUUUGCCAACAGGUCUGAGUACCCACCUGCUUUCCAGUACGAGGUUGCCUUUAGACCCGAGGUCACCCCCAUGCCCGGCGCUCCCCCCAGAGCAGAGGCCUCCAAGUCUGAGAGUUCUUCUCAGCUGGUUGAGCUGCCCAAGGUGCAGAGCUCCAAGUCUGAGAUUUCUUUCAUGUCUGAUGAGUUGUCCACCCUCGAGGAAACUUCCGUCUCUGAGGCCUUACCUGGGCCUGAUGAGUCCACCAACCUGGAGUUCUCCAUGCCCGAGGAGGAGUCCAAGAACAAGUACUUCUCGGAUGAGUGUUUCAGCCGGGAGGGCCCCAGCCCCCUGCCGGAGGACACCCGCUACCUCCACGAAGAGGAGCCUGAGCUGACGUGCCUGGAGCUGCCCCCAGGCCUGCAGGACCCGUUUGCUGAGCUGGAAGCCAAGCUGGCCAGGCUCUCCUCCACUGUGGCCAGGGCAGACAUGCCCCCGGAGGACACACCCAAGGUCCCCAAGCAGCACCCAUCCCUGACAGAUCUGCUGCAGCCCAGUGACCCCAGGCCUGAAGCUGAGGCAGCUGACCAUGUCCUCUCCAGGACCGGGGCUGAUCUGGUCCUGGAAGUGGCUGAGGAGGUGGUGUCAGCAGCAGAGCCUGAUGUGGAGACUGAAGCUGAGGCCCGGGUGGCCUUGGUGCCCCAGCCUCACCCCCUGCUGGCCCUGGGAGGCGAGAAGAGGGAGAGCGCGGGUGUGGAGGUGGUGGCACCGCCCAUCGUGGACCAGCAGCAGGUGCUCGCCCGCUUGCAGCUGUUGGAGCAGCAGGUGGUCGGCGGGGAGCAGGCCAAGAACAAGGACCUGACGGAGAAGCACAAGCGGCGGAAGCGGUAUGCUGACGAGCGGAAAAAGCAGCUGGUGGCAGCCCUGCAGAACUCGGACGAGGACAGUGGGGACUGGGUGCUGCUUAAUGUCUACGACUCCAUCCAGGAGGAAGUGAGGGCCAAGAGCAAGCUCCUGGAGAAGAUGCAGAGGAAGCUUCGGGCAGCAGAGGUGGAGAUCAAAGAUCUGCAGUCAGAGUUUGAGCUGGAGAAGAUCGAUUACUUGGCCACCAUCCGCAGACAGGAACGUGACUUCAUGCUCUUCCAGCAGCUCCUGGAGCAGGUGCAGCCCCUGAUUCGCAGAGACUGUAACUACAGCAACCUGGAGAAGAUUAGGCGCGAGGCCUCCUGGGAUGAAGAUAAUGGCUUCUGGAAGAUCCCUGAGCCUAUCAUCAUAAAAACCAGCCUCCCAGUAGCAGUUCCAACAGGGCCACCAGGCAAACCAGUCCGCAAAACCUCUGCAGCAGACAACGGUGAACCAGGCAUGGAAGAAGACCGCUACAAGCUGAUGCUCAGCCGGAGUGACAGUGAAAAUAUUGCCAGUAACUACUUCCGCCCCAAGAGGGCCAGCCAGAUCCUCAGCACGGAUCCCAUGAAGAGCCUCACUCAUCACAAUUCACCACCAGGUCUCAACUCCCCCCUCAGCAACAACUCUGCCAUAUCGCCCACCCAGGCCCCCGAAAUGCCCCAGCCCCGGCCCUUCCGCCUUGAGUCCCUUGACAUCCCCUUCACCAAGGCCAAGCGCAAGAAAAGCAAAAGCAACUUUGGCAAUGAGCCUCUGUGA